Molecule: messenger RNA, 8393 nt
Organism: Labrus bergylta (ballan wrasse)
Lineage: Eukaryota; Metazoa; Chordata; Actinopteri; Labriformes; Labridae
Gene: pgap1
Product: post-GPI attachment to proteins inositol deacylase 1
Biological process (GO): endoplasmic reticulum to Golgi vesicle-mediated transport; GPI anchor metabolic process
Cellular component (GO): endoplasmic reticulum
Molecular function (GO): phosphatidylinositol deacylase activity
Source: RefSeq, a predicted model, not a curated record
GGUUCCUGUUGUGUGGCUCCGCCGGUGACUAUGACAGCAGCCUGUGUGGUGGCUGUCUGACACACGGCGAGGAGUUUACAGGAUGCAGACAUGAAAACGUGGAGAUUAAACACCUGUGAUAUCUGAAACCCCACGGUCACACCUGAGAACCAUGAAACUCGCCACUGUGGCCUUUUACGGGUUUGCUCUGGCUCUUCUGGCGGCUGGCCUGCGAGAGUUGCUGACUGGCUUCGAGGAGAACAGAUGUAGUAUGACCUAUAUGUUUGAAUAUCCAGAGUACCGGCGGGUGGCUCUACCUCGCCGCGUGGCCAGACUGUACCCGGCGUACGGGCUCUACCUGUAUGGAGAGGGCGUGUACGCUCAGGAGACCCGAGCGCUCAAGCUCACCGGUGCACCUGUUCUCUUCCUACCUGGCAAUGCAGGCAGUUACAAACAAGCUCGCUCUCUGGGCUCUGUGGCCUUGAGGAAGGCGGAAAACAUGGAGGGAGGUCUCCACUUCAACGUGUUCACCGUGGACUUCAACGAGGAGCUGGUGGCGCUUUACGGCGGCAGUCUGCUCAGGCAGACACACUUCCUGCAUGAGAGCAUUAAGGCCAUCCUGAGGCUGUACAAGCACCUGAAGACCCCCCCUCAGAGUGUGGUGCUGGUCGGUCACUCUAUGGGAGGGGUGGUCGCUCGAGCGCUCUUCACUUUGCCCCGCUUUAACAGCAACCUGGUCAGCCUCAUCAUCACACAGGCCUCCCCUCACCUGGCUCCAGUUCUGGCUCUGGACCCCUACCUGCUGGAUUUCUACUCUACAGUGAGGCACAAGUGGGUGACCCAGGCAAAAAAGCUCAGGAACGUCACAGUGUUGUCUGUAGGAGGGGGUUACCGUGACUACCAGGUUCGCUCCGGCCUGAUAUCCCUACCGUGUCCCCAGGGAGACCCCAAUAAGUUUUCCCUGGUGGCGACUGCAGUCCCCAGGACAUGGGUGUCCACUGACCAUCUGUCCAUCGUUUGGUGCAAAGAGCUUGUUCUUGCUACGGUCAGGGCGUUCUUCGACCUCAUCGAUCCAGAAACCCGACAGUUCACACACAACCCGGAGAAGAAGAUGGCCGUACUGAACCAUCACUUCAUCAGACACCCUGUGAGGCUGGUGGGAGAAACCCAGGACAACGCCAUCUCCAUCUUAGAUUUUCCUGAAGCAUGGAGUGAAGUAAACACGCUGCGUCUGGCUUACAGCACACCCAAGGAGGGACAGGUCAAAUACUUCCUGUUUGCACUGUCGAGCCGAAGGAAAGCCUACAGCCACUUCUACUGUCGGAGCAGCAACCUGGAGAUGACGAGCUGGGUUUAUGGCUGUGCGAACAAGAACGGUUCCUCAUGUGUGCGUGCAGUUGAUCUGUCCAUGGCCACUGAGCUUCUCCCACCAUACAAGGUCCUGAUUCUGAGUCUCAGUGACUUGUCCUCCGUCACUCACCUGGUUGUUUCAGCCUCAAACCUCAAUGGCAGACAGUACACGGUAGAGUGCGAGUGGCAAAGAGAGGAAUCGCAGACUCUGUCGGUCACAGUGCCUCAUGUUCUGUCCUUCGGUUUGACUGCGAGUGAUGUUACGGUCAACUCCUCUGGACUCCUUCACGCCAUCAAGCUUCAUCACUUUCACCAGGCCUAUCAAGCUUUUAGAAUCAAUGUGGCAAGCCAGUGCAAAGUACAGAAAGAGAGACUACCCAAUGUGUACAGAAUACAUGUACCCUGGUUCAGAGAGGACUCUUUAACAACAGCCAGUGUGCCGUCAGUGACUGAGAUCUCAGGGAUGCUCCACACAAGUCGUCCAGACAACACCUCAGGUGUCCUCCUUCAGCUCCACACUGCCCCCAACUGCCAAUAUAAGGUGUCGGUAAGGACUUCAUUACCCAGAGUUCUUGGACAGAUUCUGAGGUUUUGUGGACCCAUGGUGCCGGUGUACACAGCUGUAACGCUCCUCCUGGCCUGCGGGGGGCAGCUUACCUCCAUCCUCAAAUCAGGGCGAGCUACAGAGAUGAGCAAGGUGGUGGGAAAUGGCCUGCAGCCUCACAAAGUCAAUCUGCCUGUUUAUAUUCUGCACGCCUUGCUCAGCUGCAGCUGUUUUCAAGAAAGCUGGGCAAUGCUUUUCCUCCCCCUCAUGGAUUCCCUCCCACCCACCACCCCUGAUGUAACAUUUCAAGAGGGCGUAAUACCAGUUGAUGAAUGGCCGCACCUCCUGUCCCCUCUGCUGUACAUCUUUGGGGCAGCUGUUGCAUACUGGGGCAGCACACUCCUCCGCCUCAUAAUGCGACUCGUCUCACUCGUUUUAGCUCCGCUACACAGACCAUCUGUCUCCAGAGACUGUGGCACGCUGCAAUGGCGGACCCAGCUCUUCAUCACUCUGUGUCUGGCUAUUUUGAGUUGGAUGUCCUGUGGAGCGUUGUCGAUCUGUUUCGCCUUUCUGUUCCACCUCUACAGGGUUCUGAGGCUGCAGAUGACAGAGAGAUCGUUGAGCCACAUGUUGAAUCUGGCGCCUCAGAAGCACAAAGAUGCUGAGAAUGGCACAGUCCAUGCUGAAUCCUCAAGCAAGCCUAAAGAAUGUAACGGCGCCCCCCUGCUGUCAGAGAGUGCUCUGCAGGAGGUGAGGGAUGACUUACAGCUCCACCUCUGCCUGUCGGCGCUCUGCACACUGCCUGUUAUGCUCAUAGCACCCUCACUCAUCCACUGGAUCCGCAACCUGAGGUACUCUCACCAGUUGGACCCAGACCCUUGCUGGCCACACCUUGUGCCUCUAAUUCUCGUGUACAUGCUGCUUAUUAACUGCAACACUUUAAAACUCAGCAAAAGUAAAUUCCUGCCUCUGACAUCCUGCCUCCCUCUCCCCUUGGCCAUCGCCAUGGUGACGUUCUCUCCGCUCCACCUCUACAGAGUCACCUACUUCCUGUUGGCGGCCCUCGUCCCUCUGGCCUUGUGUAGUCUGCUCUGACGGUACCUGACUGGUUUCAGUCCACAUCUCCACCAUUACAAGCCUUUCUCUAACUCACAGCUUUACUCACUGAAGCUGGUGGGGGGACGACUCACUCCGUCUAGCUGCCGUGGAGCAGAGCCAUAGACAUACAUAGCUUGGGGAACUGCCUGCUCAAUGUUGGCGCUAAAAGCUCCAUGGUGAUUACACUAUGUUUUAAUAAGAGAGGAUGUAAUGGCCCUGGAACAUUUGGUGCGAAUAUGGCUGUGAAGGAUCGACCUGAAACCAAGUUUGCCUUACUUUGUAUAUCUAUAGCUCUGCCUUCAAGGAGCAACAACUCCAUAACCAGUGAAGCUACUGAUACUAGAGGUACACAACAGGGUGUUACUGUUAUGAUGUGUUCUUUUUUGAUUCGUGCUUACAGUGGCUUAUGGUCACUGCGCUGUAUACUCCUACACUGCCUACUGCUUAGCUAAGACUUAAAGCUGUGUGUUAUUUCUGCUUAUAUACUGCCGCAGCGUGGACACAAAAAACAGUGGCCGUUUCAUACAUUCAUUCCUCAAGGAAAAUCCAAAGUAAUCACGUUUGCACUCCUCCUUAUACACUCUUUUGAAAUAGGUCAACGACAAUGGCAGCAAAAUGAAAGGCUGCACUGAAACAGGCGUCAGUGCAUUUGUAACGUUCCUGCUUUGUCUUGAAUAGUCCAGAAGAAGAAAGUCAUGAUCUAAUCAACAUUUUAAACACAUUGCGAUUCAUUAUGAGGUUACACAUAGGAUAAUAUUUUCAGUCUUGUUUCUAGUGCGGUACGUUGACAUAAAAUGAAUAAUCACUACUUCACUCCCUCAGGCAUUGGUGUCUGUUAAAGACCGAAAUAAUUUAAACGUUAAACUUCAAACUAAACACAGAUAUCAUUUAAAGCUCCUGUGAUGAACUUUCACUUUGUGUCGAUUUUGGCGCCCCCCUGUGGACAAAGUAGUAAUUCUCUGCUGGUCAUGUUCUGUACAUGCACAAGAAGUAUUUCUUGAGACAAAAACCUCAACCAGCUUUCUCAUAACAGGCAAACAUUUCAAUCAAUGUAAAUGUUGGUGAGGAAAAAUGUUGAAAAGGCUGUUUUUGCUCUGUGAUGUUGAACACGACAUCUGACAAAAAAGUUGCUGAUAGUCUUAUUUGCUUUUCAACUCACAUUGUGUCAUCAUGAUUAAUUUUAGUCUUCUUCAAAACCAGCUUAAAAAAGUCCUCACAGGAGUUUUAAGGGGAAAACAUCCAAUGACAUGUAUAUCAGCUGUUAGAUGGAUUUUACUGUGCUGACCUAAAUAAUAGAGCUUUUCAGUUACCGGAGACAGUUACUCAGAAGCCUAAUUUAUAUGAAAAAUGUCCAAAGCAAAUAAUAUUUAACAUUAUCAAACAAUUUUAACCAUUUGUUGUCUUGAACAUGGUUUUUAAAAGUUGUGACGCUACAUGUUCUACAAACAGAGCUGAGAGAAAGUACGAGGUAGAGGCUCGCAACUGAUGACACACUACAUUAAGAAUAUGUCUGAUAGGACAGUAUGAACGGAUGAUGGGAAUAAAUUAUUAAAGUGGUCAGGCUCUCGGCAGCAGCAGACUUAAAAUAAUCACCUAACAGUCGUGGGGUUAGAAAUAAUCGUGCCAUAAUUUUCCUACUUGAAAUAAGUGAGCCAAGAACAAGAAGACAAGAAGCGGCUUGGACGCCAUUUGCUUUGUUAAUGAUUAAAAGCCUUGUUUCUUUAUUUUAAUACUGUUACAUCAAACUAUUCUCCUCUUGAAUUCAGAAUCAUUUGAAUUAUUUGUUGUUCUCAACAUUGUGCUGCUCUAUUUACAGAAAUAACUAAAUUCAGUGAGUCGUUUUUUAAAAGAAUGGCAAACUCUGUCGAUAAAACGUCAAACUUCCUGCACAGAUAUUUCAAAUUAAAAGCUUACAGGGAACCAUCGAUUCAGCGUGAUCCCAAAAUUUCAGCGAGAAUCAGCACCGCAGGUUUUUUUUGAUGGAUUUAAGACAAAGCUUAAUGUUUAGUGAACUAAACAGGAGGAAGACCUCGGUAGGACACAUGGACAUUACAUCAUGUUUGAAAUAAUAUUAUCUGUUCCUACGAAGGUAAAUGUGUUGUGCAGACAGGAGAUUUAAUAGAUACAUUCACUACUUGACGCCUUAUGCUGCAGCUGGAAAGAAUAAAGAUCUGACAUGUUGGAUUGAGACGUUUGCUUGCCCAUUUGAGAAUUUGAUUAAGAGUGUUUUUGUGUCAUUCUUUCUGACCAAAGUCAGUUUCUGGCCUGGAUCAAACUCAUCAACACGUUUCCUUUGCCAGUCAAUCCAAACUACGAUACAUGGUGGGGAUGAUUACUUCAUGGGCUCUAGUGUUUUGAUCAGCGCAGCAACCUCCAUGUUAAUAAUCUCGUCCACUCCAGUCUGGUUGAGUGUGCCAAGUUUUCAACGAUGUGCUUGUACUGACUGGUUACUUGAGAUUACACUAAAAUGUAAUGAGGUGAUAGUGAGAUAAAUAUGGUGAAGAAAAAUAAACAUUUGGGGUGCAGUCAAAUCAUGAAUAUUCAUGAUGUUUUUUUUAAGUACUAGAAUCCCUUGUGGUUGGUGAUGUGAAGGUUCAGAGCUGCAGAGUCUGUAUGUUGUUCUGGUAAAGCCGUCAGCUUGUGAAGUUUAAGAAGCUGAUUAUUUAAGCCUUGGAUUUAUGUUCAGUGAAGGAUUAUGAGACGUCUGUUCAGUAUUACGGCUGAUAUACAUUUACGGUUUGAUUCAUGGAGAUUUCAACAGCUUCUAGUUUUAAUGGUUUUGCGAUUCACAUUUUCCUUUGCUUUGCACGGCUCAGUGUCGGGGUCAAUACGAGGACUGACAGUGAAGUACUGCGGUCACAACAGCAGGGGUACAGGUGUGUAAACAGGGUGUAUUUUAUCAUUCACAAUUUCAAUCUCAAUAUGACCAACUAAUUUCUAUUAAAGGAGAUCUAUUAUCCUCACUUUCACCAUUAAUCACGUCAGUCUGGGACAACUAAUGAGAAGCGUUGUUGUGUAGCUCACACUCAAAAACCUCCUUAUUUAUCUGAUUCUGCCCCCAAUUAAACCCCUUAUUUCAGCCUCUGCCUGAAAUGCUUCAUUUUAGCUACUGUCUCUUUAAGACCCCCCCCCCCCUCCCCACGUGCCUACUUUCCUCUGAUUGGCCAGCUCCGUUUGCAGCCGAAGGAGCAUUUGAGUGAGCUUCUGUGUGGGCGUGUCCUUGAAAGAGCUACAGGGGUGGGCGUGUCCUAACACUUUGGUCUCUGCUUUUCCUCUAAUACCUCGGCAGAACCUAACAUCAGAUUCUGGCCGUGUCUCGUCAACGUCCCGUUCAGAGCGUAUUUUGAAAGUGUCUUAUCUUUGUCUUACAUCCUCCUGCUGUUGCUCACACAUGCUCAUGUUAGUGACGCCGCUGCUGUGCCUUCCUCCUCUCUCGUGUAUGCAGCAGCGUUUCUGUUAACCGCUCAGUCCUCAGCAGCAGUGUCUUUGCUCUACGCUGUGAAUGUAAGUGUACUUCACUGGUUCUGCGUGAAUGUGUUUACUCUCAAAACAUCCACACCACUGCAGUGGGGACUUUUCAAACGAGUGUGACUUUCUAAUAACGCAACACUAGAGAGACUUUCAUCCGGGGACCAAGCCUCUAAAGGAGGCGUACAAUCAUUCAUCGCCGCACUCUGCAAAGCUGUUCCUCCUAACGUGAAUGUACCUGCGCUGAAUGUCUCUAUGUUUGACUUUAUACUAUUAGUGCUGUCAGUGAUCCGUGCACUCGUCUGUUUGGUGCAGUUUUAGUGCUUUGAGAUGCACAUGGUAUGCCUUGUGGUGAAUUGGUGGCACACACUCCUUUUUGUAGUACAAAAAAACUGAAGAUAAGAGUUUUUGUUUGUUUUAUAUUUAAAUAUUAAUGUGAUUUAUAUCGGUGUUCACUGUGAUCCUGUCGUAGUACAAGAUAAACACAUGAGGGUUUUCUCUUUCCAAACACUUUUGAUGAAACAUGAUGUUGCUGUUUAAAAUGAGGUUUAUGUUUGAGUGUUGUUGUUUUUUUCUCCUGUAAAAAAAAUAAAGAAGUAUCUUGUAUUUGUCAGAAACACAGAAAGUCAGUUUAAACCACACGCAGGACUCGGGUAGAAAACCUUGAAGUUGGACUAAAACAAUAAACGGGAUUGAACUCAACUUAAUCUUUAAUACUGCCAUUUAAAAAAACCGGUGUAGACUGUGAUCUAGUUUCUCCUUUUUGUAGUCGAGCUUUUAGAAAUGUUUCAUCAAAUCACCUGAUUUUCAUCUCCUGACAUGAAAAGAUCUCAAACAAUUGAAAGAAGAAAGUGAAUCCAUCGUAACUCCACUUGAAUAACAUUUUCAGUAAAGCUCUAUGUGUUGACAUGCUCCGGUUCUACACAAAGAUCAACGUUAACAAACGAUGAUUCGCUGUAAUUUCACUCAAGUCUUAAAGUUGGGCGAUAUGAUUCUGAUCAAAUACACUUUGUUUUUGGGAACAGAGCGGAUAUCUCCUCACUGAUUGCUACAGACAGAAGACGAGUCCAUAACUCCUCACAACAAGCUGUCUUUGAAUCAUGUUACCUUUCCUUGUUUUCACACUUUGCAAGUAAACGGUGCAGCCGCCCAAAACCUCGGCUGCAUUUCUCAUAGUUCAACCUUCAGAAAAAGAGUCUUUAAGUGAAUCACACUUGUAUUUCUUCACUGAACAUUCACAGCUUCUGAUCCUUACCUAGAAGGUUUUCGUUUCAGUGUUGAAUCAGCAAGCCUUUAUGUCCAAAGCACACGUGUCUUAAAUGUAGGUACACUAGUACGAUACCACAGUGAAUAUGACAAACACACUGAGACUUAUGCUCAGUACAAAACAUUAAAGAUCACUGUGGAAAGGUUUUCACAAGCUUAGAAUUUUUAGUGUUAAUACUUUUUAAAGAUGGCUGUUGAACUUUAAACCUCAUUAUUGAUUUGUGUUCAUAUUUAGUCAUAAAAAGUUGAUUAAAACAUAUUUCUUUCCAGUGUUUAUCUGGUCAUGUGGAAGUUAUAAUUAUACUAAAUGUCACAGCUGUCUCUAAGUGCUUUAAAGUCUGGUUAACCUAUCAGUUUCAUUUAUUCUGCUUCUGCCUUCACUGACUUUUUAAACCUGCUGGUCCUUGUUGUGCAGUACUAGUUAGUCCUUGCUAAAUACUGCCCCCUGCAGUUAGCUGAAGGAAGUGAACAUGUGUCAAUCAUGUCUGAGGGAAAAGAUGUUAUUUUUAAAUUUUGUGGUGAGGCUAAAGUGUGGAAGAGUAUGUUCUCCUCAGGUUCAGGCAUAAUUGUGUCAAAACUGAUUGUGUAGGUGUUUUUAUAUUUUUCACAUUUUUAAAUGAUGUUAUUGUAAAUGGGCAAACUGCAAUUUUUGGCACCAUUGUUGUUUCAAUAAAAACCAGAAAACGAU